Magnusiomyces paraingens is the source of this 894-nucleotide messenger RNA. RefSeq lists its product as uncharacterized. The coding region runs from base 1 to 894 and encodes 297 amino acids. Lineage: Eukaryota; Fungi; Ascomycota; Dipodascomycetes; Dipodascales; Dipodascaceae. Gene Ontology annotation, molecular function: calcium-dependent protein serine/threonine phosphatase regulator activity. Gene Ontology annotation, biological process: calcium-mediated signaling. The record is from RefSeq and is a predicted model, not a curated record. Gene Ontology annotation, cellular component: nucleus; cytoplasm. The transcript has a single exon.
AUGACUGCCACUCAACCAACAAAUACACUCGUCAUUACAGGCCUUGACCGCGAAGACUUUCCUCAACCAGGAUCUAUCUCUUCGCUUGAUUCGCCAACAUGCACAACAGACAAGCUACAAGCUCUUAUCGCACAUCAUGUUCCAGUCGUACACUGGGCACCACUCAAGUCUUUUGGCCGGAUCUUAGUCGUUCUUCAAUCACCCACAGAAGCCCAGACAGCCCGUUCAACUCUUUCAGAUUAUAGCAACAAACAUAACCUACACAUCAAGUCAUAUUACUAUACAAACACACCUCUCUACUCUUCUCCUGAUGCACACUUACACCCUCCCGAGGCUCCACACCUGUUUUUCAUUUCCCCACCACCUAGUCCGCCUGUUGGAUGGACAUCAAGACCCGAGGAACCUCCAAGACUCAAUACCCCACCCGUGGGACUUGUAUCUAUGCAGGAGCAUGGAGACAAUGGCACUGACUCAGAUGCAGAAAGUGUAAAUGGACUGGAAAUGAACCUGGACUCAGACGCGUUUCAUUCUAGUCUGAGAGCCGCACUAGAGGAUUUAGAAGCAUCACAAGUUCGACGAGAACGAAAAGUGGCCGAGACUCAAAGCAAAGAUGAAGCUGAGCAGCCUGAACAUGGACCAGUUCAAGUGGUGAGCAAUGCACAGGGAAAAUUAACUAGACGAAUCACUUUGCAUGAUCAAACAACAACCACAAAGGAGGAUUCAGGCAAACCGGUGUUAUCUUUGCAAACGAACGAGCUGGGGAAACAUGAAAAUGAGACUAUAGUGACACCUACUAUCAUUUUAGAAUGGGAUGACGAUGAAAAUGAUGAAGAAACAGUGAUCCCAUCAACAAUCAAGAGUGUGCGCACGGGCCGGCCCCCUCUAAGUGUGUAA